Messenger RNA from Gossypium arboreum, 795 nucleotides. RefSeq lists its product as uncharacterized. NCBI's taxonomy places the organism in Eukaryota, Viridiplantae, Streptophyta, Magnoliopsida, Malvales, Malvaceae. The record is from RefSeq and is a predicted model, not a curated record. The transcript is spliced from 2 exons. Bases 1 to 795 code for a protein of 264 amino acids.
AUGGAGAUGGAGCUUAAUUUUAAGAGAUUAAAGGGUACUAAAGUAGAGAAGCUGGAGGAACCUUUUUCAAGAGAGGAGAUUAGAGAGGCAGUUUGGAGUUGUGAGGAAUCGAAAGCUCCUGGUCCGGAUGGGUUUAACAUGUGUUUUUUCAGGAAAUAUUGGAAUACCAUUAAAGAGGAUCUGUUUAGAAUGAUGUCAGAUUUCUAUAGGUCUGGCAAGCUUGAAAGAUCCAUCAAUAGUUCGUUUAUUACUUUAAUUUCUAAAAUGGAGAAUUCGAGUGAGAUAGCUGAUUUUCAUCCAAUCUGUCUGAUUGGAUGGUUGAUGGAUUGUGUUUCUAUAGUGAGAGCUGCUAUCCUUGUAAAUGGAUCGUCUACAAAUGGAUUUAAUUUUCGCAAAGCGUUACGUCAAAGAGAUCCUAUAUCACCAUUCCUUUUUAUUCUAGUAACGAAGGUCCUACACUUGUUGCUGGAAAAAGUAGAGAUGUUAGGGCUUAUUGUAGGUGUUCAAGGUGUUAUUCUAGAUCAAAUGGUUUUGCAUUUACAAUUUACGGAUGAUACGAUCUUGUUUUUAAAGGCUGAGGAAAGGGUGGUGGAAAAUAUGAAAUCUAUUCUUCGUUGUUUUGAGAUAUUUUUGGGUUUGAGUAUAAACUUCAAAAAAUCAUGCAUUGUGGGGUUUGGUGUGAAUGAGGAAUUUUUGUAUCGCAUAGCAGCUUUAUGCAAAUGCAAGAUAGGGGUGUUGCCUAUCUGUUAUUUGGGUUUACCGUUAGGAGCGGAUUCGAGGAAAGUUGCUACUUAA